AUGUCGAAAUCCCGUGAGCCCGAGAAGCCCGUCUCCUCUGAAACCUCUUCUGGGGAGGAGGAAACCGACGAUUCCUCGUCUGAGGAAAUCGAAUCUGAGCCCGAACCGAUCCGCAAGUCUUCCCCACCGCGGGCGGCCGCCAGAAAACCCCAUACCCCGUCUGGCGCGAAGCCCGACCCACCCGAAGAGGAUUCCGGAUCCGAAUCCGACAAGAAGUCAAGGAAGAAUUCCAAAGCCAAAGGCAAGGAUAAGGCCGUCGCCGCCUCCGCUUCACGGGUCAGAUCUACCAGAAAGAGGGCCGUCGAGGAGGUUAAGGGGACGGAGCCCACUGUUACCAAGAAGUCGAAGAACAGCAAGGAGGCUGUUAAGGGGACGGAGCCCACUGUUACCAAGAAGUCGAAGAACAGCAAGGAGGCUGAACCAGAGGCAUCAGAGAAGAAGCAGUUGUUCCAGAGGAUAUGGAGCGAGUCCGACGAGAUCGCCCUCCUCAACGGAAUUAUGCAGUUUCGGGCCGAGAAGAAAUCGGACCCGUCUGAUAAUAUGGACGCCUUUCUUGCCUUCAUCAAGAAGGAUUUGCACAUUGACGUGACGAAAACCCAGAUGAGUAAAAAGAUUUCUAGGAUGAAAGAAAAGUACACAAACAACAAGCGCAAGGAGCAGGAAGGUAAAAGAAGAGCCUUUACUAGCCAACAUGAGCAGGAAGCCUACGAUCUGUCGGAGAAAGUGUGGGGGGCUGAGAAAGAAAAGGGGGUCGAAAAAGCCAAUGGCAGUGGGGCUGAGAACUUUACUAGCCGGCAUGAGCAGGAAGCCUACGAUCUGUCGGAGAAAGUGUGGGGGGCUGAGAAAGAAAGCGCCAAUGGAAGUGAGGCUGAGAAAGAAAACGGCAAUGGAAGUGGUGCUGGUGAGAAAGAAAAGAUGGUCGAAAAAGGCAAUGGAAGUGGGGCGGAGACAGUGGGUAGUGCGAGGAGGUUUGUGUGGAUGACGAAAAGCUUGUUGAGGGGUUUAGGCGAUGUUCCAGCUGUUGAGGGCAAGGAGGGGCAAAUGGGGAAUAAGGAGGACGAUGAGGCAUUGGAGAAUCUGGAGAUUGAAGAGAUGAAGAUGUACCUGAAGCAUUUUGAGUUGAAGGCUCAAAAGGCACAGCUUUUUCUGCAGAUGAUGAUCAAGUCCCGGGGCCAUUGA
Striga asiatica is the source of this 1179-nucleotide messenger RNA. NCBI's taxonomy places the organism in Eukaryota, Viridiplantae, Streptophyta, Magnoliopsida, Lamiales, Orobanchaceae. The record is from the annotation of a GenBank genome assembly.